AUGCGGCUGAUGAGGUACAACCCAACCGCUAUCCACGUGCCCGGCAAAUCACUCGUCAUUGCCUACACCCUAUCCCGUGCUCCGCAAGAGUCCUCGCCUACUAGUGAUCUUGCUGAUGAAGUACAGCUGCAUGUGUCUGCCGUCACAUCGCAUUGCUCCACCGACCCGCUCUUGGUCGACGUUCGGAACGCGACCAACGCUGAUGCCGGCAUGUGUCGCCUCCGUGCCCUCAUCCUCAACGGGUGGCCAGCCAAGCCCACCUCGGUCCCUGCUAGCCUCCGCCCGUACUUCGCUGUUCGCGAUGAGCUCUCAACUGCUGAUGGUCUCAUAUUCCGUGGCCAACGUGUCAUCAUCCCUGCAUCCCAGCGCAACGCCGCCCUUGCCAGUGCUCACGAGGGUCACCGAGGCGUUGGUAAGUGUCGUGCUCGUGCGCGCGCUGUGAUGUGGUGGCCUGGUAUGUCUACGGACAUUGAGUCGUAUGUGAUGUCUUGUGCCACCUGUGCCAAGGCCCGUCCUAACCCAGCCGAGCCGCUCAUCUCGUCCGAGUUCCCACCUCUUCCAUGGUCAAAGAUCGCGUGUGAUCUGUGUGCAGCCAAAGGAUCCACUUACCUAGUAGUUGUCGACUAUUUCUCGCGCUACAUCGAAGUCAAACAACUUACCACUACUACGUCUGCCGCUGUGAUUGCCUCUCUCCACUCCGUGUUUUCUACCCAUGGUAUUCCACACACGCUAGUGUCUGACAACGGUCCACAAUUUGCUAGUGCCAGCUUCCGUGCAUUUGCUGCCGAGCUUGGGUUUGCCCAUCGCACGUCAAGUCCUCGCUUCGCCCAAAGCAACGGCGCUGCAGAACGUGCCGUUCAGACAGCCAAGCAGCUCAUUCUCAAGAACGAUGACUUGCCUUCCGCUCUCUUGGCCUACCGGUCUACGCCAUUGGCCAACGGUUAUUCACCGUCACAGCUGUUGUUUGGCCGCCAAAUCCGCUCCAGGCUACCAGGACCCCUCCCUGCUCCAGACUAG
Sycon ciliatum is the source of this 1017-nucleotide messenger RNA. RefSeq lists its product as uncharacterized. Gene Ontology annotation, molecular function: nucleic acid binding. The record is from RefSeq and is a predicted model, not a curated record. NCBI's taxonomy places the organism in Eukaryota, Metazoa, Porifera, Calcarea, Leucosolenida, Sycettidae. The transcript has a single exon. The coding region runs from base 1 to 1017 and encodes 338 amino acids. Gene Ontology annotation, biological process: DNA integration.